GAGAAUUUAUCAUCAUCAACACAGACAACUGGUGUGUAUACUAUUGUUUAAAAGAAAUAUAGUCGAAUUCCACUGACGACUAACUUAGUAUUAAAUAUAAACAAAAUAAAGUGGGCCGAUAUGUCACUGUACAAAGCCAGAAUUAAAGAGUUUGAUGAGUUGUUAAGUGAAAAUGUGAUUGAUAUUCGAAAGUUACGAAGAUUAUGUUUCAAUGGAAUUCCCGAUUGUAAUGGCUAUCGAGCAUUGUGUUGGAAAAUUUUACUGGGAUAUUUGGGAACGAAGAAACAAGACUGGACAAAUUUACUACAGAAAAAGCGACAACUAUACAAACAAUUUAUCAAUGAAAUGGCAAUUCCACCGGGAGCUGAUAAUUCAAUUACAACCGAUCAUCCAUUGAGUGAUGGUCCCGAAUCGGCAUGGAGUACAUUUUUUAAAGACAACGAAUUUCUACUUCAAAUCGAUAAGGAUGUUCGACGCUUGUGUCCAGAUAUUUCAUUUUUCCAACAGGCAACUGAAUUUCCAUGCGAAGAGAUUGUACGAAGCAAUGGUAUACGAAGACUACACACGCGAGUUACACCGUCAACUCUUAGCUCAGCCAAUGUUGAGCGAAAGGGUUUGGGUUUAACAAAGCAAAUAAAUUUGAUAAAAAAAAGUUCGCACGAAAGUUAUGAAGCGAUGGAAGAAGGUAGCGAGGCACACUGGGAAGUUGUUCAACGAAUUUUGUUUUUAUAUGCAAAAUUAAAUCCAGGCUUAGGUUAUGUGCAGGGUAUGAACGAAAUUAUCGGGCCCAUUUACUAUGUACUAGCUUCAGAUCCAAAUAUUGAAAAUCGACAAUUUGCCGAAGCAGACAGUUUCUUCUGUUUUACAGCAUUAAUGGGUGAAAUACGGGAUUUUUUUAUAAAAACAUUGGACGAAUCAGAGAGUGGCAUCAAAAAGAAAAUGGCCCAACUGUCGGCAAUGUUGAAAGAAAAAGAUGCUGAAGUCUGGCAUCGUCUCGAACAACAAAAUCUUUAUCCACAAUAUUACAGUUUCCGGUGGCUCACGUUAAUAUUGUCACAGGAAUUUCCAUUGCCCGAUGUUGUUCGACUGUGGGACUCAAUAUUUUCCGAUGAAAAUCGAUUUGAUUUUUUAGUUCGUGUCUGCUGUGCAAUGAUCAUUCUACUUCGAACGCAACUAUUGGAAAGUGAUUUUGCAACCAAUGUCAAAUUAUUACAACACUUCCCCGAAACAGAUAUCAAUGUGGUACUAUCGAAAGCUGCCGUUCUUUAAAAUUAUACAUACUAGAAUUAUACAACUUUUUUUUCACUUUUGGCCAUAGUGAUUUUGAAUCCGGGCCAACAUUUAUGUAUCGAAAUUCCAUUUACAUUUGCAUAUUUUCUAUAAAUUGUAAAAUAUAAACUUUAAAACGUUGACUUUUUUCAACAACGAUAUUUUCGAUGUGUCGCGUACAUAUGCUCGUAUCGAAAUCAUUUUUAUAUUUAGAAGAAAAAAACAAAUCUCCCAACAAUUGUAAGCAAUAAACAGAAAAAAUAUCAA
Molecule: messenger RNA, 1536 nt
Organism: Contarinia nasturtii (swede midge)
Lineage: Eukaryota; Metazoa; Arthropoda; Insecta; Diptera; Cecidomyiidae
Product: TBC1 domain family member 13
Exons: 9
Coding region: 121-1269 (382 amino acids)
Biological process (GO): intracellular protein transport; activation of GTPase activity
Molecular function (GO): GTPase activator activity
Source: RefSeq, a predicted model, not a curated record